UAAAAUCGCGAGCCGGAGCGGGCCGUGCGCUUGACGCUGCGUAGCGGGUUGCGGACUUGCGGGCGGAGGGGCCGGGGAGCGGGUGAGUUCCCGUCAGGGCAUCUUUCUGCCGGCCGCGCGGUGCCGGCUUCCCUGCUUUGCGGUUCCCGACGAGGUCUCCGCUGUCGGGCUCCGGCCCCAGACAGUACAAUGGUGGGUGAAGAGAAGACGACUCUAAGAAAACGGCUGUCAAAGUCCAGGGAAGAUUCUGAGGAAAAUGAAGACCAGAGAAGCCCUUCAAGGGGGUCUCUGGAGACAGCUAGUAAUGGUAGGAUUAACUUAAAACAGUUGAUGGCAAAGAAGAUACAGUUGACAGCAGAGGCAGAGGAAUUGAAGCCAUUUUUUAUGAAGGAAGUUGGCAGUCACUUUGAUGAUUUUGUGAACAGUCUCAUUGAAAAAUCAGCAUCCUUAGACAAUGGUGGGUGUGCUAUCACAAGCUUUUCUGUUCUUGAAGGAGAGAACAACCACAGAGCUAAAGAUUUCAGAGCACCUCCAGAACAUGGAAAGAUUUUUGUUCUAAGGCAAUCUCUCUUAGAUGAGCUGUUUGAGGUGGACCACAUCAGAACAAUCUAUCACAUGUUUAUUGCCCUCCUCAUCCUGUUCAUCCUCAGCACACUUGUUGUAGAUUACAUUGAUGAAGGAAGGCUGGUGCUCGAGUUCAGUCUCCUGUCUUACGCUUUUGGCAAACUUCCUAUUGCUAUGUGGACAUGGUGUACUAUGUUCUUGAGUACACUUGGUGUUCCCUAUUUCCUCUUUCAACGUUGGGCCAGAGGUUAUAGCAGGAGUACUCACCCACUGGUCCAUUCUCUCUUCCAUUGCUUCCUUUUCAUGGUCUUCCAGAUUGGCGUUCUAGGUUUGGGACCAACGUAUGUUGUAUUGGCAUAUACGCUACCACCAGCUUCCCGGUGCAUUGUUAUACUUGAACAGAUUCGUUUCGUAAUGAAAGCCCAUUCAUUUGUUAGAGAGAAUGUGCCUCGGGUACUAAAUUCAGCUAAGGAGAAAUCAGAGACGAUUCCAAUACCCACAGUCAACCAGUACCUAUAUUUCCUGUUUGCACCUACCCUCAUCUACCGUGACAACUAUCCCAGGACUCCCACUGUAAGAUGGGGUUAUGUUGCUAUGCAGUUUUUACAGGUUUUUGGUUGCUUUUUUUAUGUGUACUACAUCUUUGAAAGGCUCUGCGCCCCCUUGUUUCGGAAUAUCAAACAGGAGCCCUUCAGCGCUCGUGUUCUGGUCCUGUGUGUAUUUAACUCCAUCUUUCCAGGUGUGCUGGUACUGUUCCUCACGUUUUUUGCCUUUUUACACUGUUGGCUAAAUGCCUUUGCUGAGAUGUUACGCUUUGGUGACAGGAUGUUUUAUAAGGAUUGGUGGAACUCCACAUCAUAUGCUAACUAUUACAGGACCUGGAACGUUGUGGUUCAUGACUGGUUGUAUUACUAUGCUUACAAGGACUUUCUCUGGUUUUUCACCAAGAGGUUCAAGUCGGCUGCCAUGUUAGCUGUCUUUGCUGUGUCUGCUGUAGUGCAUGAAUAUGCCCUGGCUAUUUGCUUGAACUUUUUCUAUCCAGUGCUUUUCGUGCUCUUCAUGUUCUUUGGAAUGGCUUUCAACUUCAUUGUCAACGACAGUCGGAAAAGGCCAAUUUGGAAUGUUAUGAUGUGGACUUCCCUUUUCGCGGGCCAUGGCGUCAUCCUGUGCCUUUAUUCCCAAGAGUGGUAUGCACGUCAGCACUGUCCUCUCAAAAAUCCCACAUUUCUGGAUUAUAUCCGGCCACGUUCCUGGACUUGUCGUUAUGUGUUUUAGAAGCUUGGACUUCGUUUCAUUCCUUGAUACUGAAGAUGGGUAUUCUGCCUGAUUUGGGGCCAGCAUCUGUUUCCAGUCGUUGCUGACGUUACCUGUCGUAUUUGGAUCACUGCGCGCUUUACAGAUGGCUUGCUCCGUUCCUAGGUCAGCUGAGAUAUUGCAAGUUUACUGGAAUCUUGUGCACUUAAAGCAGGACUCUUUUUUUUUUUUUUUAAAAAACCUUUUUGGGAGAAGGGAGACUUACAGCUGACAACAGUGACCAAUUUUUGCUGGGUUUUGUUUUUGACUCCCAUCUAAACAUCAUGACUAAACCCCCAUGUGUCCUUGGCCACUGACUUAGCCAAAACACUUAACGAAGAAAUAAUUUAAAUAUUUGGGGCUUAGAAAUUUUUUUCAGGCACACUGUUGGAAUGUAUGCUAAUUAACUAUGUACCUGGGAAAGGAAAGAAAAUAAUGUGGAACAUUUUGCUAUUUCUAGUAGAGUGAAAAUCUCUAGUUUCCAAAGAUAAUCUUGUUAUGCCUCCUAUUUGUUUUUGUUUUUGUUUUUUUAAAAAGUUCGGUCUACUCAGUUUUUACCUUGUUUUCUCUAUGAAGUGUAGGUCAUGAUUUCUGUGAAGCAAAAUUACACCUUUCACCUUGAAUUCUUGAGUUUGUAUCUGAAAUCUUACAUAUUGAGGGAACAGAAAGAAGUAGGAAGGGAAGAAGAGAGAAGUGGCACAGGACAAAGAAAAGACACUUCCUUUUACAUCUUCCAAAAUAAUUUUUAAAAAAGACUUGCUGAGUCAGUCAUAUGUUUAAAUUAUUUUAUCGUGGAACUUAAUGUGGAAGAUAACUUUUUUUGGUUGUAAACGCUAUUAAGGUAAUAACUUUCGGGAAGUUAUUUAGAAGUACUCUUUGGUAUACUUACUGUUUAAUAAAUACUGACUUGAAAUAGUUGGCAGACUAGUAAGUCUGUAACAUAUAAGUAUUAAUCAAAUUCCAUUAAUAUUAAAGUGAUUUUUAAAGAUCCAGAAGCUGGCUUCUGCAGUGCUCAAUUAUUACACUUUUAAUGGUAGUAUGUAUACUUUAGCUGAAACAAAUUAAUAUGUUAUCAUUUUCAAGAAAAUGUACUCUAUUAUGUGAUGUCUCCUUGUUAUAAGAUGCUCAUUGCUAAUACAGUGUGGUGUGCAGGAAUUAUUUUGUCUGUAUGGGGUGUGAUUAUGUUUGUCAAGACCAAGCAUUGAAUGGGAUCAUAGACCAUGGAGUUCAAUCUUCCACUCAACUAAGACUUAAGAAUUACCCAAAAGGUGAUUUUUAUUUGGAGCAGCCAACCCGAGAGGCUGUGUUGGUAUCCUAAUAGCCCUACUUCUAUCCAGAAAGUUGUGGGACAUCUUUUUAGAAUUGUUUUAAAGUCAGUUUGAGUGUCAUAAGGAGAAUGGAGUUUCUUAGUCACAACUUAAUUUGUAUCACAAGUACCCAGCCUCAUUACCCAUUUUCUUCAGUACCUUUGAUGCAGAUGAGUUGGGGCAAUUUUCAAACAUCAAACCCAGCUUUAACAGAUAGGCUCCUGACUGUGACAGGAGGUUUUCACACAUUCCCAGCAGUAACUGUCUCCCAGCAGGGAGCCAUAACCUCCAAAUGAGACUGCUUUAUACGACAUCUUGUAAAUGUUGGUAUUUUUUUUUUUUUUCAAGUUAAAAUGAAUCAGUCAUUUGAAAUUUUUUUUAAAGAUUUUAUUUAUUUAUUUGACUGACAGAAAUCACAAGUAGGCAGAGAGGCAGGCAGAGAGAGAAAGGGAAGCAGGCUCCCUGCUGAGCAGAGAGCCUAAUGUGGGGCUCGAUCCCAGGACCCUGGGAUCAUGACCUGAGUUGAAGGCAGAGACUUAACCCACUGAGCCACCCAGGUGCUCUUAUUCACUUGAAAUAUGACUACAUUUUAAAUAUAUUGAGGGAGUUAAGAAAACCAGAUUGGUGUAAGAUUUGUUCAUGAGUGAGUCAUCACCUGAAGGGAGAGAAUGAAACCCUCAAAUCUGUAUUUCUGUUAAGUGCUGUAAAUGUUGGACUCUUCAUUGCUAUUUGAUUUUUGUUGCUGUCUCUCAAUUCUGAAUAUUGCAUUUAUUGGAUUGAUUAAGGCUGGUGGGUUUUUGGUUGUUGUUGAUUUGCCUUUUUUUUUUUUUAGCAUGAUUUCAUCUUCCCUUUACUAGUUUUUUCCCCCCUGCCCAAGACCUUGAAGUGACAACAAAGGAUACUUAAAACUAAGGGUUCUUUAGAACCCUUAGACCUUAAGACUGCCCUAAGAAAUUUUCACAAAUGUGUAAAGGAAGAGCUACUUUCUGUGACAAACUAGUUUGAUAGCCAUGGACUGCUAGCUGCUCAUAGCAAAAGUCAUUUUAUUUAAACCACUAUCUACACUCCUAAAUAAAACUUCUGUUAUGUUUUAGGAAGAUUUACUGACUUUUCCUCUUUUGCUUAUAGGAUGAUACUUUUUUUUUUUUUUUUUUUUUAAGAUUUUUUCUUUAUUUAUCUGACAGAGAUCACAAAUAGGCAGAGAGGCAGGCAGAGAGAGAGGAGGAAGCAGGCUCCCUGCAGAGCAGAGAGCCUGAUGUGGGGCUCAAUCCCAGGACCCUGGGAUCAUGACCUGAGCCAAAGGCAGAGGCUUAACCCACUGAGCCACCCAGGUGCCCCAGGAUGAUACUUUCUUAUUUUGAAAAGGAAAGCUUUUAAAACUCCUUUCCUAUAAGAAGUAUUAAUGAUAGUAGCCAUAAUUGUGGGUGUUUCCUCCAAGGCAACAACAAUAUCUCAAACUUAAUUUUAAAAUCUGUUAGAUGCUUUCAUUCUCAGUCCUGGGUAGUGAAGGAAAAUGGAGUUGUUUUUGGUGGAUCAACCUCCUACAGUUGCCUAAUAAGUGAAGUUGCUUGCUUUAUGAUAGAAUUUAAUUAGAAAAUUCAGGCUGCUUUUAACCUUUCAGUAACUACUUUUUGAUUUUGGAAGCAUGAGGAGUGGGGGAAAUGCCUUUUCCUUUUAGCUGUAGGGUAAAAGUAGGUGACAUUGGCAGCUUAACAGGGUACAGUGUGUAAAUAGUCUAUAAUUGGGAGCACAGAUUGUUGCACAAGUCAUUGAUUUUGUGUAGGCGGUUUUCAUUGAAUUUUAAAAUCAUACUUGGCCUGAAGAGUGGACAGGCCUAAUAGAACAUUAUGUAUCUAAAAAGGUUUGUCAUGUGGGCUAUGUACCUAAAAAGAUGUAAUUUAUGAACUGUUAAAGUCUUCUAUGCAAAAAGAUGUUUUAUGUGGUCAUGAGUAAUUUUGAGCAAAGCUCAUUAUUUUGUAAGGGAAAAAUAAUGAAGGUAAACUAAUAACAAUUGUAGUAACCAGGUGGCCUGAUGGAGUGUGUUUUAGUUAUGAAACUAUAAAAAAAAUUGUUACACUUAAGCCCAGCAUGCAAAACAGAUAGAAUAGAACUGCUUCUGGUUGAGAUUGGGAUGCAGGGCUGGAGUCCUGUUGUUUGGGACACCCAUUUUCUCCUACCCCCAGAUACCAGUCAGAAAACCAAUGACGCAGCAAAAAAGGCAUGCACCGGUGUUUCAGAUAGCCUCAUACUUACUAAGCAGUGUGGCAGUAGGCACAGUUGCCUUGUUUAUCAGAGCCACAGUUUCCCUCAUCUGUAAAAUGGGGGCAGUAACUACCUCAUAGGGUUGUUGCAAAACACUAGCCCUGGCCGAAAGUGGGCCUCAGUAUCUUCUUACCUUCUAUAAAUUCUAAACCUGAAUCCUUGUUAACUCGUUGGAAUCUUUCAAAAAUGUGAAUGUUUGAAAUGCUGCAUACUCCUGAGAGUAUGUGCUUUUAAAUAGACUCAAUGACAAUGUGAAUCCCCGUUGUCACCUUGACUGAUAGAAGCACUCCUGUAACAGAACUGACAAGAAUUUAACACGAUUUUUCUUUUCUUUUCUUUUUUUUUUUUUUUAACAAUUUUAUUUAUUUAUUUGACAGAGAGAUCACAAGCAGGCAGAGAGGCAGAGAGAGAGGAGGAAGCAGGCUCCCCGCUGAGCAGAGAGCCGGGUGUGGGGCUGGAUCCCAGGACCCUGAGAUCAUGACCUGAGCCAAAGGCAGAGGCUUAACCCACUGAGCCACCCAGGCGCCCCUUAACAAGAUUUCUUAAAGGCACUCGUGUUUCCACCUCCGAAAUUACUUUCAGAUUUACCUGCUUAGUAUUUUAAAAAGAAAAGCACGUCUGCUUUUACCUAGGUAUUUAAGUGUUAGAAAUAGUGUGUAUACUUUAUAGUUAAAUUUUAGAAUUUAUGGAGAGGAAGGAAACCAAUGAGGCAUUAACUUUUGCCUGUGUAAAGAAAGCUUCUAGUCUUUUUUUUUUUUUUUAAAGAUUUUAUUUAUUUAUUUGACAGAGAGAAAUCACAAGUAGUCAGAGAGGCAGGCAGAGAGAGAGAGAGGGAAGCAGGCUCCCUGCUGAGCAGAGAGCCCGAUGCGGGACUCGAUCCCAGGACUCUGAGAUCAUGACCUGAGCCGAAGGCAGCGGCCUAACCCACUGAGCCACCCAGGCGCCCCGAAAGCUUCUAGUCUUGAAAGGCAAAAUUCUUAAUGGAAGAUAGUUCACACUUUGGUUAAUAAUGGUUAGCACACUUUGGUUGCUAACCUUGUGCAAAACUUUAUGUGACUUAUGUAGUUUUUAUGAACAGUUUAUAUGUGUGUGCAUAAAUACUACAGAGACAGCUCUGUCUUGGACACUUUUGCAUAUCUUUUCUCAAGGCUUUAUAUUUAUGGCUCAGAAAUUAAAGAAACUGGGACAUAAAGGUUCUGAGGAAUAAAAUGAGUAUUACUAGUAAAGCUUAUAUAAGAAUUUGAGUAGUUUCUAACAUCACUAAAGUUUCUAUCAGGUAAUAGAAUUUUGGAACUCAGUUUAUAAAAGAGGUAAAACACAAUUUCAACUCUGGUCGAAAGGGGGAGAAUGGAGUCCUUCUUGCUUGGUCUGCUCUUUCUUACCCUAAAUUUAAUGCCUGCUUGAACAUCAAUAAUGAUAAAAACUGGAAAGCUGUAGCCUAUGUAAUCUACGAAAUCCUUUCAGUCAAGUUCCCACUUUGUUUUUCUGUAAAGCAUAAAGACUUUUUAAUAGUUAAUUUGGAUCUGAGAAAAAGGGUUAAUUUCAGAAGUUAUGUAGUUUAAAAAAAAACAAAACACAACUAAGAUUGCCUCUUCUGUAUUCCUUUUUCUUCCCCAAAUGUUUUCUUCCUUAUUUUUACUAGCACUGCCAAGGGAGUGCUGAUGUGACACUAGCAGGUAAUCUCCUUGCUGUGGGGUCCGUUUGGGGUCUGUUUGUUUCAGUGAGGGGGCGGGUGUGCUCCCUCGUGGUUCUGAGACUUGAGGCAGUUUGUGCAUGCAGUCGCAUAGGGAUACAGUUUGGAUUCCCGUGUGCAGAUGUGCCAAUUCCUGUGUGAGAAGAGCGCUGCAGCUCCAGCCACGGCUCUGCCCUUUGGGCCCGUGCGGCAGCUUCCUUCCUGUGUCUACGCUUGUCCAGCUUGUGCUUUGAAAUCCGUCGUGUUCUGAGCAUAGCAGAGGUCAUGGACAUCUGUGGUGGUUUUAAAGGUUUUCCUAUAAUUAAAAGAUGUCUUUUCUGAUUCAGUCCUGUUGCUGUUUUCCAGAAUUUCUAUACAGGAACCACCCCCUCUCCCCAACACCCUGCCCUGUGUGUCUAAUCACUGGUACUGUCACUUUGUUCAGUAUGCACGGUCUUAAAAUCUACAUAUAUAAAAUGGCAAGAUAUUGGAUAUGUGAAGAAUGUGGUAAAUAAAAAUAUUUGGGAAAAACUUA
Mustela lutreola (European mink) is the source of this 7633-nucleotide messenger RNA. It is a transcript of the gene SOAT1, whose product is annotated as sterol O-acyltransferase 1. The record is from RefSeq and is a predicted model, not a curated record. Gene Ontology annotation, biological process: cholesterol metabolic process; cholesterol efflux; cholesterol homeostasis. The transcript has 16 exons. Gene Ontology annotation, cellular component: endoplasmic reticulum membrane. Bases 190 to 1839 code for a protein of 549 amino acids. Gene Ontology annotation, molecular function: cholesterol binding; cholesterol O-acyltransferase activity; fatty-acyl-CoA binding. NCBI's taxonomy places the organism in Eukaryota, Metazoa, Chordata, Mammalia, Carnivora, Mustelidae.